CAUUGUAUAAAUAGGUUUAUCGCCGCUUGGGUUAAUCCGCGUUAGUGGAGCUAGUGGUACUAGUGAUAACCGCCAAGUGGGUCCAUGCAUUCCUCCAGCUGAUACCGUGGACUCAACAUGCUAGUGGCCUGGCUGCUGGCACUUCUUGUGGCCCGCGUGGUGGCCUGGCUGAUACAGUUGGCGGUACAGGAGCUGCGACAUCCGUUGCGCGGUGUAGUGCCACAUGUCUCCAACAUACCAGUGGUGGGAUCCGCCUGGCAGAUGCGCUCCUUUCAGCCGGACAAUUUACAUGUAAAGUUCGCAGAAUAUGUCCAGCGAUUUGGACGCAGCUUCAUGGGCACUGUCUUUGGACACUGUGUGGUGGUCACUGCCGAGCCGCAGUAUGUGGACGCACUGCUUCACAGCCAGCAGCACCUGAGGAAGGGCACUCUGUACGGCGCCCUCCGUGGCUGGCUGGGCAAUGGACUGCUCCUCAGUCGUGGCGAAGAGUGGCGCACGAUGCGCAAGAUCAUAACGCCCACGUUUCAUUUCAGCAUCUUGGAGCAGUUCGUGGAGGUGUUUGACAGACAGAGCCGGGUUCUGGUGCAGCGACUGGAGCCUCUGGCUGACGGACAACAGGUGGUGAACAUCUAUCCCUACGCGGGACUGGCAGCGCUGGAUAUCAUAAUGGAAACAGCCAUGGGUAUUCGAGUGGAGGCGCAAAAGGAUGCCGAUUCCAAGGUGGUUCAGGCGGUGAAAGACCUCACCAACAUCCUGGCCACUCGGUUUAUGCGGCCGAAUCUCCUGCCACUCUUCCUUUUCCGCUGGUUCUGGCCCAGCGGCUACAAGAAGCAAAUCGAGGGCGUACAGUGCCUACAUCAGUUCACCGACACCAUCAUUGAGCAGCGCCGCAAGUUGCUGGAGGAGCAUGCGAAUGAUCCUAAGACGGGGAAACACCAUGCCCUCCUGGAUACACUGCUGCGGGCCACAUGCGAAGGACAACCUCUGACGGACAGACAAAUCCGCGACGAGGUCAAUACUUUCAUCUUCGAGGGCCACGACACCACCACCUCGGCAGCUUCCUUCUGUUUGUAUCUGCUCUCUCGGAAUGAGGAUGUGCAACAAAGACUGUUCGAGGAGCUGAAGCAGCAUUAUGGCCAGGAUUUGGAGCAGCAAGUGGUCUACGGGGAUUUCGCCGCCUUGCCUUAUUUGAACUGCGUGGUUAAGGAGGCACUGCGUCUAUAUCCGCCAAUUCCAGCGGUGGCCCGGUUUCUGGAAGCAGAUUUGGUGAUAGAUGGCGGUUAUAUUCCCGCCAGAACUAAUGUAGUUGUGCUGCUCUGGCAGCUCCUCCGCGACGAGAAACUCUUUCCAGAUCCCCUCACUUUCCGUCCCGAACGACAUUUGGAUGUAGAGACAUCAAAUCUGGCGGCCUAUAGCUAUAUUCCCUUCUCCGCGGGUCCCAGGAACUGCAUUGGCCAGAAGUUUGCUCUGCUGGAGAUGAAAACCAUGGUGAUUCAGCUGCUGAGGAACUACCAGUUGCUCAAUCUUGGCCCGGACGUAGAGCCCUCCAUCAAGAUUGUGUUAAGAUCACGCAGUGGUGUCAAUUUUGGGCUCAAAAGGCGGGAAUACUGACUUUAAAGUUUAUUUUGUUUUGGUUUUACCGGCGAUAACAAAAGUUAUCGAUAUCGAAAAAGCUUUGACUUUUUUUUGGCGCAAAAGACAGCUAAUUUGAAAACAUCACUCUUUAAUUGUAAAUAAAUUAAAUAUAUAUUAUUAAAAUCAUCUGACUCACAAAGCAAAACAAGAGUGUCAGCUUAAGAGAAUAUGUAAAUAGUUUAUGUAAGCCGUUUAAUCUUCAAUGUUGAUAAGAAAUAUAAUUAAAGAUGAACUGAUUAACACUA
Molecule: messenger RNA, 1880 nt
Organism: Drosophila bipectinata
Lineage: Eukaryota; Metazoa; Arthropoda; Insecta; Diptera; Drosophilidae
Gene: Cyp4ae1
Product: Cytochrome P450 4ae1
Molecular function (GO): heme binding; oxidoreductase activity, acting on paired donors, with incorporation or reduction of molecular oxygen; iron ion binding
Source: RefSeq, a predicted model, not a curated record